UAUUAUAGAUUUAUCAUCGUUUCACAGAACACGAUAAAGCGACACCUGUUGGAAUUUACGAUUGCAAUUAAACUUAUGUAUGUGUGUUUAUAGUUUUACCUAUAGAACUAUAAAUUUAUUUUUAGAGCAGUUUUUAUUCUUUCUUAUUUCUUUAUCGAUUUUUAUCAGUGAAUUAUUAAGUGAUGUAUCGUUAAAAUUAUAUUUUUUUUAACAUAUUUCACUUUGUGUAUAUUUGUGUAUAUUUAUCUAAUCUUUUAUAAUUAGUGCUUUAUUUUGUUUAAUUGCAAUUUUUCUUUAGUGCCAAUUGAUGAUUUGUUUAAGUUAUAAAUAAGAACAUCAGUAAAAAAAUCUUUUUACAAUUGAUUAUAUAGAAGAUUAUGAAGAACAAUAAUAAAUUCAAUUAAGAAUUAUAAAGGUCAGUGAAGAGGUUAAAAUGAAUAAUGUGUAUACACAAUAAUUCGAGAAACAUAAAAAUGGCUACAGAAUUGGCAAAUAAAAAAGCUGAGCGCGAAGCUCUGCGCGGCGUUAUUCAACAAUGGAACGCUAAUAGAUUAGAUUUAUUUGAACUCUCAGAACCAAAUGAGGACUUGGAAUUUCAUGGGGUAAUGAGAUUUUAUUUUCAAGAUAGUGGUCAGAAAGUUGCAACGAAAUGUAUUAGAGUAGCAUCGGAUGCAACAAGUCAAGCGGUCAUCGAAACUCUUAUUGAAAAGUUCCGUCCAGAUAUGCGAAUGCUUUCAGUUCCAGAAUACGCACUUUAUGAAAUUCAUGAAAAUGGUGAAGAGCGUAAGCUUGGACUCGAGGAGAAACCAUUGUUAGUGCAAUUAAAUUGGCACAUCGAUGAUCGCGAGGGACGUUUUUUAUUAAGAAGAAUCGAUGAUAAAACUAACGCUCAAGGUGUUGGUUUCUCUUCUUCGGAUGGAUCUAGUUUUCGUAGAAAGUUGAGUAAACGUGAAAAGAAACAAAUGAAAAAACAAGAAAAACUGAGUCGUUUAAAGAGUUUAGAACAAGAUGAGAAUAGUAUACCCGUUGAUCAAAAUGGAGUGGCUGAAAAACUUUAUACAGAGUUACCUGAAACAAGCUUUACCAGAAGUAUUUCAAAUCCAGAAGCUGUGAUGAGAAGACGACGUCAACAAAAAUUGGAGAGAAAAUUGCAACAAUUUCGUAGUAAAGAUGGUGGUCCUGAUACUGGAGGAACAUUAAAAAUUUAUGGUGAAGCACUUUGCAAAGAUGUUCCAUAUAAAACUUUGCUUUUAAGUGUUCGAGAUUCAGCAGUUCAGGUCGUACGAGAAAUGCUUUCUAAAUAUGGUUUAGAGAAAGUUGAUCCACAACAAUAUUGUCUUGUACAGGUAAAUAGUGAAAAUAAUCUUAAUGGAGGAACCCAACAAGAAUAUAUACUGGACGAUGACGAAUGUCCUUUAGCUAUUCUUAUGAAUCAUUCUUCUACUCGCGGUUCUAUUAUGUUUCACGUACGAAGAAGACCUUCCGAUUAUGUGCCUCGGAAACGCAAGAAAAAACCAAGUGGCAAGUGGAAUGAAUUAGAUUGCAGAUACGAAGAUGAAAGAUUACCUUUUUUACUAGAAUUAAAUCCUGAUGGUAGUGAAAUUCCAAACGGUGCCGGUGUACGACAUCGGUUACAACCAAACGUGACGGAGGUGGGCUCAGAAAGACCAAUAGGUCCACAGGCAGUUCAAGCUCAAACUCUCACUUUGACAGGACCAAUGGUUAUGCCGAGGCACUGUGUAAUUGCUUUUACUGAAAAUAUUGUCACUCUUACGCCUUGUUCCAGAGAUGCUUAUACUUACGUAAAUAAUCAGAGGAUACAUCAAACAACAAUACUUCAGAAUGGAGCAAUUGUGAAAUUUGGCAGAUUACAUACUUUUAAAUUCAUCGAUCCAGCAUCUGAUGAACGAAUUAGACAACGACAUGAUUCUGGAAAACAAAUCGAAUAUAAUUAUGACCGCCUGCUUUUGUACCGUAGACGCUCCCCAGACUUGGCCAAUCAAGAUACGAACAUAGAAAGAUAUGGAUCAGUAUCCGGAACUUCAAAUAAUGGACAGAAUCAAGUUCAAAUUCAGAGCCAAUCAAUUCAGGACCAAGUUAUUCAUUCGUCUAGUCCAAACAAGUCUACACCCAUUCCUGUUGCUGCUGUUACUGUAUGUCAUACUCGAAGUCCAACGCAUGCAUUGGAAUCAAUUCAUAAUUAUGAAACUACAUUUGAUCUCGAUGGAAACGUUGAGACUGCCAGUCUUACCAGCAGCAGAGACGGUAACAGAACAUUACAGAAUGAUCGACAACCACGAGGAACGGACCCAAUCUUACCAGCUGUUUUAGAAUUUCUUGAAGAAACGGAAGAAACAUUUUUUCAUGCAGUAAUUACAGACGUUGAACCAUCAGCACCUCAAUUUAAAUUGGCUCCAACAUAUACGCUUUACCUGGCAGCAAGAUAUCGUGCAAGCACACAUUAUAGACCAGAAUUACAACCAACGGAGAGAGCUCACAGAUUGACUGUGAUGUUGGCAAAUGUCGCUAACAUGAUUCAACGAGUAAUACAGGAAAGAUAUAUGGAUGCAUCUUCAUUGGCAUUAUGGUUAGCAAAUGGUUCAGAAUUAUUACAUAUGUUGAAAAACGAUCGUCAUGUAGGAGCAUUUUCGACGAGGGCACAGGAUAUUUUGACAGAAGCAGUGCAUACAGCUUUCGCGUCGCUAGUUCGAUGCAUUUCCUUAGAACUAGCGCCGGCAAUGUCACAAUUUAUGGCUGAUGCAGAUGAACCUGCCAAAGAAGCUGGUGUUCUCCAAAUAUUUUCGAGUACGAUGGCAUUACUCAGACGAUGUAGAGUAAAUGCUGCGCUCACGAUUCAACUAUUUAGUCAUUUAUUUCAUACAAUAAAUGCAACUACAUUUAAUGCAUUAGUUUCAAACACAAACUUAUGUGUUAGAUGGUUUGGUCGUAGAUUAAAGGCAAGACUGAACGCUCUUGAAACUUGGGCUGAAAGACAAGGUUUAGAACUCGCGAGUCAAUGUCACUUAGCAACAAUUAUGCAAGCGACUCAUCUUUUACAAGCGCCAAAAUAUAAUGCAGAGGAACUUGCUACUUUAAGUUCUACUUGUUUUAAAUUGAAUUCUCUUCAAGUCCGAGCAUUGUUGCAAAAAUAUCAACCAGCUGCUGAUGAACCAAGACUUCCGGCAGAAUUGAUUGAAAAUGUAGUCAGAGUAGCAGAAAGUGUGGCUGAUACUUUAGCACGUGCUGAUGGUAGGGAGAUUCGACUUGAGGAAGAACCUACACUCGCAUUGGCACUUUUACUUCCCGAAGAUGGAUAUAGUUGCGAAGUUAUUCGUGGUGUACCUCCAGGAUUAGCAGAAUUUUUAGCGCCAUUACAACGAGAUGGUCUUUGUCGUAUGGCAUCACAACCUACUAGUAGUGGAUACUGGACUAUAUAUAUGAUAGAUCAUCAUAAUAAUUUUCGCAGUCCAAGUGCAAUGAGUAAUAGAUCUGGAGGGUAUUCUUGUCAUGCAGGUUCAAAUAUUGUUCAGCCUGAGAUACAUAUAAUAAAAUUACAUAAAUCUACUAAUGGAAUGGGUUUAAGUAUCGUUGCGGCAAAGGGUGCUGGUCAAGAUAGACUUGGAAUAUAUAUAAAGAGCGUAGUUGCUGGUGGUGCUGCUGAUGCUGAUGGUAGAUUGACUGCUGGUGAUCAACUAUUAAAAGUGGAUGGACAAAGUUUAGUAGGAAUUACUCAGGAAAAGGCUGCUGAAUAUUUAGUACGCACUGGUCCAAUAGUCACACUUGAAGUUGCUAAGCAAGGUGCCAUAUACCAUGGUUUAGCUACUUUAUUGUCACAACCAUCACCAGUAAUGAACAGAGCAUACAAGAUUCGACCCAAGUCCGAAAACUUGGAAGCUUCAACGGCGCAAGAAAUGAACGAGCAAUCAUCUACAUCACAUUCAAUGGGUAAUUUGUUGAAUGUUCCAAGGCACGCGAUUGAUUUGGAACGUUCAAUCGAUUCGGUACCAGACUCAAACUCGGAUUCUUCGGCUACAGUAAACAUCAAAUGUAAUAGUUUUUCUCUCGAUUCAAUACCCUAUAUCGAUCAAGUCGAUGAAAUAUCAUCAGUUCCAUUCUCAAGCAAUCAAUUCGAUAAAUACCAAUUGGAAAAUAACGAUUGGAAAAUUUAUCCAAGAUCAAAUCAAACUCAUCUAAAUCUUGAUUUCCUUUUACGACCUCGUCGCAUGAGCGAACGAGAUUUACCAUCUAGGCUUGGGCGCGAUACAACUGUACCCCAACAACAAAUGCAUACUAGCAAAUCAGUGCCAGCAUUACACAAUGUAGGAACAGAUGGAAAACAGCAGCACGAAGUAUUUAAUCCUGGUUAUAGUAGAGCAUCUUCAAGUAAUAGUGUCACACCACCAGUUACACAGCCACCUCCACCAAUGGCCACAAUCAGUGGUUCGACUUCAUUACGUUCUCGUUCAAGUCAUAAUUUGCAUGAUUCGACAAGAAUCGGAACUUUACCAUCGAAUGGUCUCGUAACUAGACAACAAUCAUCACCAAAUUUGAAUCCAGAUCAUACAUCGAAUCACAAUGAUACAAAUGUGAAUGGUGGAACAAAUUCGAACAUUCUUCAAGGUAACGAAGCUGAAAGAUUUUAUCAAAAUUUGAGUAUCUAUCGUAAUCAAGAUGCAACAACUAAACAGCAUAAUCCAUCUCAACAUUUAGAUGAUAGAACUCCUCUUCAAUUACAAAAGAAUUUGAGAGGUUCGCAAAAUUCUUUAAAUCGUCCAGGAAUAUUUGAAAUGAAUCAAACUAAAGACCGUCCAAUAUCUUCGUAUGUACCUCAACCUCAACAACAAUCUUAUAUUGAAAAUACUGGUCAAUCGCAACAACAAGUUUGUACAGCACCUCCAAGAUCUCAAUCGUCUCGAGAUAUAAUACGUCAAGAAGCGAAACUUCAAGAAAUGCAAGAAGAAGUCAGAAGACGCGAGUUACGAGGUGGCAUUUCAGUUCCAUUGAAUCAAUACCGAUCACCUACUUACAAUUUAAAAACAAAUACAUCUGUUCAAUCAUCGAUUAGUUCUGUUGUUCGACCAACAAAAUCUAUUGGUUCGCAACCAAAUUUGGGAUCAAGUCCACCGAUAACAAUAUCCACAUCAUCAGUUUCAACAUCCAGACAAACCGGUCUUUCGAGUUAUAGUUAUUUAGAUGCACAAUAUGGUUCAUACAUGGUUCAAUAUGGAAAAUCUUCACAUACUCAUCAACAUCAAUCUCAACCUCAAUCUCAACAUCAACAUCCGCAUCAACAUCACCUACAACUCCAGCAUCAAUAUCAACACCAGCAUCAACAUCAGCAUCAACAUCAACAUCACAAUAUACAACAACAAAAUUUUGGACAUAUCCAAUAUGGACAUAUUGGUAUGUUAUCAUCCAGAGGAAAAAAUGACUUAACUCGUAUGCAAUCAAAUGGAACAUUACACGAUUAUGGAAGAGAUCAAAAUAUUCGAGACAUUGGAAAAUUAUAUACAGAUCAGAAUCAACAUGUUGCUGGAUCGCAGUAUUGUUUGAAUAAUAAUCCAGAGAUACAAAAUGAACUCUAUAAUGAUGAAAAUGGAAUAAAUAGAAUGCAAACUGCACCAGAAGAAACUUCGAUUUCAAAUGAAAUUCCUAUACGACCUGAUUUACCAGAAGAAGGAUUUACCGAAAGUUCUCCACCGCCACCUCCAAGUACUUCAACUCAUCCUCUCUAUAAUAAACAAUCGGAUUCAAGAUAUACUGCAAGUAUGCAAGAUCCUCCGCGUGGAGGAUAUUAUCCAACAAAUACAACAGGUACUACAUUACAGCCACGUCAAUAUCAAUAUAGUGCUUCAAAUCCAUGGCAACGAGAAGAAAAAGAGAGAGAACAGGCACGCAGAAGAGAAGCUGCAAGACAAUGGCGAGAUCAACAAAUAGCGGAAUUAAGUGCACUAUCUCAUAGAACAUCGCAACAAGAGGAACAAUUGCGAGCUCUUCAAUUGGAAAGAGAUUUUCAAAAAAGAGCCGAAGAAAUAGCUAAUCAACAAGAUGAUGAUGAAGAAAGUAAUGAUUUAGAUACUGAAAAUAUAAGAGUUCAACAAUCUUUAUUUCAAACAACAGUGAUGCAAGAUCGAAAUAAUUCAUUAGAGCAACAUCAUUCCAAUUUAUCUAAGACUAAUGUAACAAACCAAUCCUCUAAAGGAAAUCAUUUUUCUCGAUCUCUCGGUGGAUCUCCAUUGCAUUCUAUGAAUGUUGUAACUACACACGGAAAUAAUACUCUUCAACAAUGUUCACAAAAUAUUACAACUACUUGUUUGCAGCAACAACAGCAACAACAAGACAAUUGCAGUUCGCUUUUAUCUUCAGAUUUUCAACAACAACAUACUAAUCAAAUGCAAAAUAAUAUGGGACAAAUUUCAAUGCCAUCUUUGAUUCAUUUGACUUCUUCUCAAAAAUCUCUUGGUUUGUCUCAAUCCAAUGAAGAAAAAGAAAUGCACUGUAGACAUGAGGAGAUUAAACGAAAACAAAUAGAUUUCGAUGAUACUCAAUUGAAAAAAGAGGAAGAAACUAAUAAACAACAGCAAAUGUAUCAACAACAACAUCAUUCGCAACAAUCGCAAUCUCAUUUUAAAACUCAACAAUUAUUGCAUUCUAAUAUGUUGCGAUUGGAUAGCUUAAUCAUUAACGGAUCAAAUGCAUCUCCUACACAAAAUGGUAUCAAUGAUGCGCCUCUGCCUCCAGAACGAGGUUCUAGUUUUGCGGUUAUGUCGCAGCAAAAUACGCUCAGAUCAAAUAAUGCAAAUAUAUCAAAUAUAAUAUUAGCAUCUCAACCGCAAACAACAUCCAUUAAAAGAGUCUCAUUUCACGAUUCAAAUACAAAUGUAGAAUCUAUACGAAAUAUUUCGUCUGGAAAUUUGAGCACGAAUCAAACUAUGACUAUGGAUGCCAUUACAGAAGAUCCAAAUAAUUUCAUAAAUGAUGCAGAAAUUUUAUUGGCAUCUCCAAAAACACCCGAAGGAUCUGGUGGAACUUCGAUUACUGGUAGCACACCUGGCGUUAUAGGUGCUCAAGAAGUGUACAAGUAACAUUAUAUUUUAUUAUUUAUUAUUUUAAUAUUUUUUUAUAUUCAGAAAGUUAUUACAAUUCUUUAGAAAAUACAAUUUUUUUAUUUUCAUAAAUUCUUAUAAGAAAUCAUUUCCAAGUGUAAAUUGCCGAUUUUAAUAAAAUUUAUGUAUGUAAUUCUCGAAAAAA
Apis cerana (Asiatic honeybee) is the source of this 7251-nucleotide messenger RNA. RefSeq names its product adherens junction formation factor afadin (gene cno). The record is from RefSeq and is a predicted model, not a curated record. Lineage: Eukaryota; Metazoa; Arthropoda; Insecta; Hymenoptera; Apidae. Gene Ontology annotation, molecular function: protein binding. Gene Ontology annotation, biological process: signal transduction. Gene Ontology annotation, cellular component: cell-cell junction.